CCGCGCGGCCGAGCGGGCGGCAGGCGGCGGGGAGGGCUCGGCGGCGGGAGGCUCGCGGCGGCCGGGCCGGCGGGGUCCGCCCGGGCCGGCAGCGUCCCCCGAGCGGCGGGAGGAGGGAGCGGCGCAGACAAAGAGCGGCGCCUGGGCGGGCGCUGAGCGGCCGCCGCCCCGGGACCCGCGCGGCUGCCCUCCGGCCUCGGCGGGCGGCCCAAGGCGAGAUUUCCUAUGUUCCUUUUAUACGAGUGAUUUCCCAGAUCAUAAUUCUCUGCUGAGAUUUGGGGUUUUUUUUCAAGAAUUUGGAGAAUCCCUACAGCUUUGUAACUUCAAGUGUGUCACCAGCUGGCAAUUUCACUUUUUGAGGCAUUCUGCAUUUGCCAGUCAUCUCUUACAACUGAGUGCCAAAGAAGGACUCCAUGAAAGAUGACAGAAGAAGUUAUUGUGAUAGCGAAGUGGGACUACACAGCCCAACAGGACCAGGAGCUGGACAUCAAGAAGAACGAGCGCCUAUGGCUGCUGGACGACUCCAAGACGUGGUGGCGGGUGAGGAAUGCGGCCAACCGGACGGGCUACGUGCCGUCCAACUAUGUGGAGAGGAAGAACAGCCUGAAGAAGGGCUCCCUGGUGAAGAACCUGAAGGACACGCUAGGCCUCGGCAAGACCAAGAGGAAGACGAGCGCGCGGGACGCGUCCCCGACGCCCAGCACGGAUGCCGAGUACCCUGCCAAUGGGGGCGGCGCCGACCGCAUCUAUGACCUCAACAUCCCUGCCUUUGUCAAGUUCGCCUACGUGGCGGAACGGGAGGACGAGCUGUCCCUGGUGAAGGGGUCGCGCGUCACCGUCAUGGAGAAGUGCAGCGACGGCUGGUGGCGAGGCAGCUACAAUGGGCAGAUCGGCUGGUUCCCCUCCAACUAUGUCCUAGAGGAGACGGACGAAGCGGCCGCUGAGUCCCCCAGCUUCCUGAGCCUGCGCAAAGGCGCCUCCAUGAGCAACGGCCAGGGCGCCCGGGUCCUGCAUGUGGUGCAGACGCUGUACCCCUUCAGCUCGGUCACCGAGGAGGAGCUCAAUUUUGAGAAGGGGGAGACCAUGGAGGUGAUUGAGAAGCCCGAGAACGACCCUGAGUGGUGGAAGUGCAAAAACGCCCGGGGGCAGGUCGGCCUGGUCCCCAAAAACUACGUAGUGGUCCUAAGCGACGGGCCCGCCCUGCACCCCUCGCACGCGCCGCAGAUAAGCUACGCGGGCCCCGCGUGCAGCGGGCGCUUCGCGGGCCGAGAGUGGUACUACGGGAACGUGACACGGCACCAGGCCGAGUGCGCCCUCAACGAGCGGGGCGUCGAGGGCGACUUCCUCAUUAGGGACAGCGAGUCUUCGCCCAGUGACUUCUCCGUGUCUCUGAAAGCGUCAGGGAAGAACAAACAUUUCAAGGUGCAGCUUGUGGACAAUGUCUACUGCAUCGGGCAGCGGCGGUUUCACACCAUGGACGAGUUGGUGGAACACUACAAAAAGGCGCCCAUCUUCACCAGUGAGCACGGGGAGAAGCUCUACCUCGUCCGAGCGCUGCAGUGACGCCCACGGCCCCUGCCACCUCCAGGCCCUCGGUGCCACACUCACCUUCCCGGAGCCGGGCGCGUGCGCCCCCGGAAGAGGCCGCGCUCACGGGCCCUCCUGCAGCGGGCUCUGCUCUGUCCGGUGGUUCAUCGGUCCUUGGCUUCCUUGGCCUCGUUUACCUUUGCGUGCAGGUCGGUCUGUUUUUCCGCUCGCCUCCCCUCUGCCAGGCCGGGCCGUGGCACCCACUUGCCGGCCUGCCCUCCUCCCGGCCAGGUUUCAAACGAGAGGUGCAAGAGGGGGCUGUUCGAUCACGGCUCUCCUGCUCAACUGAAAACAGCCUUAGUCUGUUCAGAUGGUUCGCGCUAACAGAAGCCCUCCUUAAACAGACAUCGGGCACGGUUUGAACGCACCGAAGCUGCCGUUAAGUGAACUACAGUACAACUCAGAAAGCGGGGCGGGCGCUCUUGCAGAGGGCCCCGGUCCUGGGCCUGGCAGCCGUGGCUCCAUGCCCUUUGCCCUUGCGUGGCUCCCAGACUGUCCAGGGAGUGGACACGCCUUGCUGGUAGCAAUACCAGAACCACCAGAUGAGAGAGUAGUGAGGAAAGUCCAGUGCCUUCGGGGCUAUGCUUGCAAUAAAAGAAUUUCCUUGAAAGUCAGUCUGCAGAAGCCAGACCUGUGACCCAGACAGACAGAUGCUGUGGUCAUUUACCCCCAGAUGUGCCAUCCGCCUAGUGCUUUUUCCUCUCGCCCUGCGGCUUGUUUAAAUUUCACAAUUAUGUAUUUAAUUCUCAAAGUAAUAUGUAUCCGUAGCCAUUUGUUGACACUAAUACAGAUGAUUAAGGAAAACAGCUGAUCUUUGGGGAAGGGGAGCUACCAUACACUUUAUAGACACACACACACACACACACACACACACCCCAUAUAUAUAUAUAUAUAUAAUAUAUAUAUAUAUUAUUUGCUUUACAGGGAAUUUUUCAGGGUUUACAAGAGAAUAUGUGAUUGGUAGUAAGAGACACAGAAUGUUUAUGAAGAAAUUGCAUUUUCUUUUUUCUUUACAUUUGAACUUCUUUAUAGUUUAAAUAUACAGUCUUGAGAUGGCACAUUCCUACAACAGAAGAAGGGGUCUUGAGACCUCCUAAACUUGCAUACUCAGUUUUUUGGAUAUUGUAAUAAAAAAAAAGUAUUAUGACAAGA
Molecule: messenger RNA, 2739 nt
Organism: Lontra canadensis (Northern American river otter)
Lineage: Eukaryota; Metazoa; Chordata; Mammalia; Carnivora; Mustelidae
Gene: NCK2
Product: NCK adaptor protein 2
Exons: 5
Coding region: 421-1563 (380 amino acids)
Biological process (GO): negative regulation of endoplasmic reticulum stress-induced eIF2 alpha phosphorylation; negative regulation of PERK-mediated unfolded protein response; positive regulation of translation in response to endoplasmic reticulum stress
Molecular function (GO): protein binding
Source: RefSeq, a predicted model, not a curated record